AUUCAGAUUCUGAUACUGAAAUUAAUUAUAUAAAGAAAUUUAAACAAAAUAUUAAUUUCAAACUAAAGAAAACAGAUUAUGAAGCUGAUAAAAACAAGUUAAAAAUAGCAACAAUUAUUUCUACUAUUCAUAGAAGACAACAAUAUGAUUAA
Racocetra fulgida is the source of this 152-nucleotide messenger RNA. NCBI's taxonomy places the organism in Eukaryota, Fungi, Glomeromycota, Glomeromycetes, Diversisporales, Gigasporaceae. The record is from the annotation of a GenBank genome assembly.